AAGCAACGACUGACGCGAAUCUGGAUUAGCACUUAGGAGUUAAGUUUUCAAUAUGUUUGGCUAAAUAGGCGGUGUUGAUGCUUCGUUGAGUCAGGGAGCCACUGGAAUCUACUAAGUUAGAAACUAGUAACACGUAGAUGCACCGUAGUGCAUGUAUGUGAAGCUGCGUUUACACUUGUUUCACGUUAAGUUUCAUUAGUACGCUGAAGGCUUCGAGGCUAGGCGCCCGCCUCAGUCGCGCGCUCUAGGUAUUCUAGGUUGCCCUAGUGCUAUACUCGUACGAUGAGUUGAUGAUAGUGCAUCUCUAUAUUGAUAUUCUAAGUGCUUUCGUUAUAGUCGAAAGAUACUAAUUGUAACGACCAAUUUUCAAAUUAUUAUUUUUCUCAAUUUAGAGAUAAAAUUUAGACAGAUACAUUAAAAGUUUCGAAUUUUAAAUGAACGCGACCAAAACCAGACAAAGGUAUAAGAGUACCUACUUUUUAGGAUGUAAUUGAUGAACAACUUUUUUUUUAACUAAAAUUUCAGUGCAGUUAUGAAAUAAAUAAUUUUAAUCAGUCAUUUGUCCAUUUGUUUGUAAGUUCCAAACAGGUCAAUAUUCGUAAAGUGUGUAAAAACCUUUCGUUGCAGUCUCAUCGCGUGAUAAAAAAAACAUAAAAAUUGUACUAAUGUGCUUACAAACCGAGUGCUAAGUCGUAACAUUCAAGUUAGUCAAGUGAUAAGUGUUAUUUGUACACUAUUCCAGUACUAUCCUUAUCUAAGGAGGUUAUACAUACACGUGUUGCAUCGUUGAGCGCUGCCUCAGAACUUCACUAAACCGAACCUUGUGAACAGGAAAAUGUUUAUGUAAGUUGAAAACAUGCGGCGUAGGUAGAGAUGGUGAAGUGAGCGCGGCGAGAUGGUGCCGUGUGUGGUAGCUGCGCUGCUCCUGGCCACGUCCGCGCGCGCCCUCGACAUAUCUCAAUGCAUCGCGCCCCUGGGCAUGCAGAGCGGGCUCAUACCGGACAAGGACCUGAGCGCCAGCUCGUCGUUCAACGACGGGAAUGUGGGACCACAAAAUGGAAGGUUAAAUCAAGAGAUAAAAGGCGGCGCUUGGUGUCCCAAGUCCCAGAUCACGACGGAGUCAACCGAAUGGCUGGAGAUAGACCUGCGGUCCGUCCAUGUGAUCACGGGAGUGGGCACGCAGGGCCGCUUCGGCAACGGCCAGGGCGCGGAGUACGCGGAGGCUUACGUCAUCGAGUACUGGCGGCCUAAGCUUGGGAAAUGGGUGCGCUACCGCGGCUCGGACGAGAAGGAGAUAAUGCAGGGCAACACGAACACGUACUUGGAGAAGAAAAACCACCUGGACCCGCCGAUAUGGGCUCAGAGGAUCCGCGUCAUACCUUACAGCUUCCACCGGCGUACCGUCUGCAUGCGGGUCGAGCUCUACGGCUGCUACUGGAGCGUCGGCAUUGUAUCAUACAAUAUGCCCAAAGGCGACAAGCGCAGCAACGGCGUGGAGCUGACCGACAUGAUCUACGACGGCACGUGGGGCGACGAGCUGCGCGGCGGCCUCGGCCAGCUGGUCGACGGCAAGUUCGGCGGUGACGAGAUCCGCGAGGCCUCGCAGAACUCCGCCUGGGUCGGCUGGAGGAACGACACCCGGCCCAACCCGCCCGCCAUCGUGUUUGAGUUCGACAAAGUGCGCGAGUUUAGCGCCGUGCAUCUUUAUUGUAACAACAAAUUCAUGAGAGAGGUUCAGGUGUUUUCGGAGGCGAUCAUAUCGUUCUCGAUCGGCGGCCACCACUUCCAAGAUGAGCCCAUUCGCUACACGAACGUCGAAGACAACAUCUUCGAGAGCUCUCGCAACGUGAGCAUCAAGUUACACCACCGCAUCGGGAAGUGGGUCCGCAUCGAGCUGCGGUUCUCGUCGCGGUGGAUCCUGAUCAGCGAGGUGGUCUUUGACUCCGACGUCGCCCAAGGCAACUACACUCCCGAGAGCCAAAAACCAUCCGGCGGCAAGGAGAAAACCAAACUUAUACCGAGCAACCCCCAGAUCCCCAUAUCGACCGCCCAUCAGGAGGACCCGCUCUACAUGGCCAUUGUCGUGGGGGUGCUCACGGCCCUAGUGAUACUUCUCGCCGUCGCCGUGUUCCUCAUCAUACACAGGCACAGACACAGAAAGUGCUUCGCGUCCCCCUUGGCUAAGACCACGGUCUCCCAGAAGAGGGAAGACAGCUAUAGCCGCUGCGGAACCUCGUCGCACGUGUCGAUGUUGCCGGCGAAUAAGAUGAAUAUAGACUGCGCGUUAGAUGUUAAGUCCGACGAGUACCAGGAGCCCUAUCAGGCUCUGAAGUGCGCGCCGUAUUUUAGUUAUAGCACAGUGUUGCUAGAGAUGAAAGACUUUGUUAAGGAUUCUAAUACAGCUUUAUCAGAUAGCUCAAACUACGACUACGCAGUGCCGGAGCUGAGCUCAGCGCCGCUGCUGACGAAGCGUCGGCUCGGCGACAGCCUGUCGGACCGCGCCACCGAGAUCAUGGGCGAGCGGCUCGACCUCGACGUGGACGCGCGGCUGUCCGCGGCCGGCUCUGUCCGCUCCAAGCACAGCGCGCGGUCGGCGAGCCAACAGGAGGUGUUCAUAGACAUGAAGCGGAGACUGGAAACGACCAACGUGAUAGAGUUCCCGCGACAUCGGUUGCGUAUGAUCUCUAAACUCGCCGAGGGCGCCUUUGGCACGGUGUACGUGGCCGAGGCGGACGGCGUGCCCGAGUACAACGGCACCAUCACUCCCGAGAAGCGGCUGGUCGCGGUCAAGUUCCUGUGCCACGACGCGUCCGCUAAGGAGAGGUAUAUCAUGGAAGAGUUCGAGCGCGACGUCCGCAUCCUCGCCGCGCUAUCAUCGCCGCACCUGGCCCGGGUGCUGGGCGCCUGUCGCUCGCCGCCACUCGCCGUCGUACUGGAGUACCUGGAGCUGGGCGACCUGUGCGCCCUGCUGAGAGCGGCGCCCCCUCCGCCUAUUGCGCUGUUAGACAUGGCCACACAGAUCGCUGCCGGGAUGCAGUAUUUGGAAUCGCUAAACUUUGUCCACCGCGAUUUGGCGGCCAGGAACAUCCUGGUCGGCAAAGGGUACCAAGUCAAGAUCAGCGAUUUUGGCACCGACAACGAGGCUUACGCCUGCGACUAUUACAAGGUGGACGGUCGCAUCCCCCUACCGUUGCGCUGGGCGGCGUGGGAGUCCGUCUUGCUCGGAAAGUACACGACCAAGAGCGACGUGUGGGCGUUUGCGGUCACCCUCCACGAGAUCUUCACCCUCUGCCGCCGCCGGCCCUACGAGCAUCUCACCGAGAACGAGGUCCUCGAGAACCUCUCGCACCUGCAACUUGGCGACGGUCUGUUCGAGGUGCUGGCGCGGCCGGCGGGCUGCCCGCGCGACCUGUACGACCUGAUGCGCGCGUGCUGGCGCCGCGACGAGCUGGCGCGGCCCUCCUUCGCCGACCUGCACCUGCUGCUGCAGCGCACGGCCGCGUGAUACAUGUGUUAAAGGCCUGAGCUUGCACCGUCUGCCGAUAAGUCCGUUUUUACACAUUCGCCCCUCAAUUAAUCCCUUGAGCCCCGCGGACGCGAUAUUGGGUCAGCGAUGACAAUCAAAAUUCAAUUGUACCUAAAAAUACAAACGAACCCCCUUAUUCAUAAACAUUUACUACGUAUUGGUAUGAUGGAAAGGGACAAACGAUGAUUAGCGGCUUCGUAACUUUAGUAGACGUUUAUGAAUAAGGGGGUAAGUCUAUAUGAAUAGGUUGAGGAAAUUUUAUACAGUGCGCUAUAGAGUUCUUCACUUCAUAAAUAAUAAAUUAUUCUUAUUUUUUAACGAUGGUAUCGCCUUGAGCUUAGUUUUGAUGCCUAUAUCCUUAUUCUCUCCUAUAUCGUUUUUGAGUAGAAAAUUUAAAUUCCUAGGACUCAAGAGAUUAAUACACAGAUAAAUAGACAUUUUGAUAAAAACUGACUUCGAGGUAUGAUCCUGCGCAACGGCCUUAGUGCAAACGCUGUACGUGAGCGAGCCCUUUCAGGGAACUCGGAGGCCUGUUCAUAAUGAAACUGUAACGCUACACAUUGUGGCAUUGAAGGUCGACUCCCACCGAUCCGGCGAUUAUUCGGAGAAAUUAAUUAUUAUUGAUGGUCGAAAAUAGAUAUACCCUAAGAAAAUAUCAUGCCUCCAAAUUUGACAGCUGUAGAAUAUAUCACUGUUCUGUCAAAUUGAAGACACGAUUUUUUCAUAGACUAUAUCGCUUCUACUAUCAAUGAUUCUUUGAUUCGGAGUAAUGCUGUAACACUGAUGCUUUUCAACAUAUCGCGGUCUGUUCGAGCAGUGUGAAAUUUAGGGCGACCAUACACUAGCGUCUUUUGAGCGUCAGCGUCUAGUCAGCACUAUGGAAAAUGGCGUCGAUGCGUUGUUGCGUCGAGUAGCAGCCACAGAGUUAACUAGACGCCGACACUCGGGAGACGCUAAUGUGGGGUGGCUCUAAGGAUCUAGAGCUCAUUUGGAUGGUGUAAGGCCUCGCAUGUGAGUUUCAUUAUAUUACGAUGUUUAACCGCUGAAUCGGAUGUAACCUUUAUAGUCCGCGAGGUAAUUAAACUCGUAUGCAAGUCCGCGCGCCGUCUAAAUUAGCCCUUACUUGUAUUAGCACCGAAAGACUACCUACGUCAACUUUCAUAGUGGAACAACUAAAUAACAUAUCUUGCACAAGGCUCAAUGGCUAUUCGAAAUUGAACUUAAACUCACAUAGUUCGAAGUGUACCAAGUUUAUAUGACAGCUAUUAUAUUAUCAUGUUGGCAUUAGGAUGCAAGUACCUAGUCGCAGAGACAGCGAAAGAAGUAGCUACAUGGACGGAGAACUCGAAAAGACUAAACUAUCACUUCUUGGUGUUUUGAAUUGAUUCUUUCGCCUUAUAGAUUCUGAGGGCCUACCGCGAAAAACGAACUUUCGUUAUCUACUUCUCUUCCGUCUUCGUGCGAUAGAGAGGUUUUGGGUAGGCCCUCUGUUGUCGGAUUUUUGACUGGUAGAAAUAGCGCAUAGAUCCAUCUUGAGGCCAUUAAAUUACGAUAUCAAAUAGUGCAAGUUGACUUGUUUUGUAUAAGUUUUGUACUUAACUUUGCAUCCACCAUAAUGCUUAUAAAGAGUUACUUAAGACUGGACCCUAAUAUGACUUAUUGUAAAUAAUUCUGAAGCAUAAUAUUUGACAAAUAUACACCGUGUUGAACGGUAAGGUUGUGUCAACUAGUUCAUAUGAAUUGUCACUUUGAUAGAUAUGAAUUAAGUUGAAUAUAUAUCUCGAAUAUCAAAUAAGAACUUGGUACUUUGCUAAUGAAUUUCUGACUUCUUGGUCGUAGCGAGUACAUAUUCACUUGCGAUUGUAAGGAUUCUUAAACGUUGGCUUUGACUCAGGUCUCACUCUACCGGUUCGUCAAGCUUUUGGAUCUCUUUCUUAUUUUCAAACGAAUUCAGAUAAAAUUUUCAUUAUUAUAAAAGGAUUGUAUUGUGAGUAACAAAUUUCACGACAGGAGAAAAAAUAGUCCAUAUUCUCUCGUAGAGCAAAAUAUGAUAUAAGUAGGUACGUUCAAAUGCUCGGCAUAUUUAUUAAUAUUAGCUUGAGUAUUUACAGACGUCCUGCAAAUUAGAACGACUAAAAUUUUACUCUUUGAUUUAAAUGACAUUUAGGGCGUGUUUCACAAUGUUCAAGUAAAGUCCUGAAUAAACUACUUGCCACUUAUCUGACGAAUAAAGUCAUCGUUGGCGUUUCACAAUCUUCAAAUAAGCUUAACUGGUAGAUGAAGUACCAAGUUUUGCAGGAUGUUUUAUCUGGCAGUUAAUUUAUUUUUUAAUUAGCUAUCCAAUACUUUACUUGGACAUUGUAAAACAGGCCCUUAGUGAUUGAACAGUGGGUUUAAUGUGGCUGCCGUUACCAUACGUCCUGUCAUACCAUCGAGGGCACGACUUAAGGGCUCAAGUGGAUAUGCGCCCGCUAACUUCAUGUAACGUUUCUCCAGCACGGGCGGUGCUACGGCGAUACGUAUUCAUUGAGGAUCGUAUCAAUUUCGCUUUUGUAAGACGUUCAGGCGAACUGUGUAUAGAAUCUAUGAAAUUGUACCUUAAGCGAUACUGCAAAAAUCUUAUGAUAACACUGCCUAAGAAUAUCCCUAUAAUGUGAAUCAUGACUACAAAUUGUAUUUAUGUAUCCAUUCGCGCACGCUACAAGAUCUCUUUUAAAAAUGUAUUGUUUUAUGUAAAUCGGACCUCACAGCAAGCAUUAUACACAUUCUAGUCAAGUAAGCAAACUGUUAGUAUUAUUUUUAUACAAACCUUUUUUUAUCACAUUGUUUCGUGACGGUCCAUUUUACUUUUUUUACACAAGUUUUAUGAAAUCAUCAUAAUUGUUAUUACACCACAAAUAGGUAAAUGAGUUUUGAUUUAAUAAAUAUAUGUUAGCAUAUUGAAGUGACGCUGUUUACGUUAUCCUGUGCAGCUAUUUUUUGACCACAUUCAAUCUAUGUAAUAUACCUACAAUAUGGAGAUUCACUUCAGUACGUUAUUAUUCUAUCAAUUUGUAUCGUGUUCGCAUAAAUACGCAUAGACAAUAUAGGUAUAGAAGCAUUCAUAUGAAACGGUGUCGACGCUACUCUAGUACUACCCUUUCACAAGUGAGCUACGUAUAAUAGACGCAUAAUCCCGAUCUUCCUACACUUCCUGAGCUGUUGUCGUUUUAAACGUAACGUCUCCUCUAUACGAUUGUUUAUCUUUGAGAAGUAAUGUAAACUUAUUUUAUAUACAAUAAAAUAAAUUCAAAUGAAAUGCAAUCAAGCUGGUACAGAUUGUAUAGAAUUUCGACGCAAAGAGUAUUUGUUUGUGUUGCUUGAGUGAUGAGCCUAUGUUGUAUUGGCAAAUCGAAUAAUAACGGUCUAAAUAUUUUUAAAUGGUUAUCGGCCUAAAAUCCUGCUAGUGAGCAGUGGCGAAAGUAUUGUUUUGUCAUAAUGUUCUUUUUAAUAUUGGAAGUUGCUCACUAUUCAUUAUUGUUCACAUUUCCAUUUGUGUUUACUGCACAGAGUCCUUUGUAGUUCUUAUACUUUGACCAAACCCAAAACCAAAGCUUAGGCAAGUUUAGCCGCCGUCGAUCGUAUAGAGGACCCGUUACAUAUAAAGUUACCAAUUCUUAUAGUCAUUUAUUUUCAUAUAACUUAUAUCAACGUAAAAUGAUACAACGUAAUAUUAGCUAGUAAGUCAUAGAUCUGAUUCGAUAGAAUGAAAUAUUAGAUUUAAUAUUAGUCGAAAGUCUAUUUUCCGUAGUUUGCUUCGUCGAAGGCAGUUUUAGUGACAAUAUGAGGAUAGGUAUCAGUGCGAGGUAGAAUUCUAUUUAUGGUAAAAGAUUUUGUUAACGGGCGGAUCUGGAGAUCUUUUUUAUGAUGUGUUACUGUGCCUACGCCGGGAUCAUUCGUUUUCGAAUGCGGAAUUCGUGUUUGUGAACGAUUGAUCGAUACAAUACGUGAUCAGGUGUAGAAACGCUUCAAGCUAUUGUGAGGGUUAUUUAAUUUAAGACUGUUGCAAGUUUAGUCUCCUGAUCCGUCUAAUUUCGUUCGGAUGCGCGGCCGGCGCCGGGAAUACUUCGAAAUUAUACAUCGAGUCACUUUUCACUAGUAAACAGCAAACGGCACUACUUUUUUUGCGUUUAGAAAAGUAUUCGCGGCGCUUACGGCCAUCCGAACGCGGGCUCAAUAUUAUUAUGCUGUGUCCACACUGGCUAGUGUAAAAUCAAGGCCAUAAAACGUGUACACUUUUGUAUAAUAAGUAACAUACAUAUUUAUGACCUUUAUUAUAGUACGGCGUGCCUCAAUGCCUAUAAUAAUAAUGUAACUAUCUCUUCGUACAUAAAAAAAUAACUAUACAAAAAAUAAAUGUUCAAGAAAUGGACGAGUAAUAACUGUGUAACUUAGGUAUAUUAUGUGUUUCAAUAAUUAAUGUUUAUGACGACCUACGUGCGGUCAAGGAAUUUAAUGUCAGAUUUCGAACCUUGUCACAGUGACAAUAGUAUAAGGUCACUAGCGAAUUUCAUAGGGAGCGUGCAUGAACUGUAGGAGGCAGCACAGGAGCCGUCAGAAUUUUGGCGCGAGGCGUAAAUGUGAUGUUUAUUGUGCCUAUGUAGCUCACAAGAUGGCAGAACCUACUAUGCACAAGAAAACAGGUGACGUGUAAAUGUACAUGUUUAUGGUACCGUUUCAGGCCACAAGAUGGCAAACCCUCCAACGCGCACGGUCCCUAUACUGAUUGUCGCUGCGACAAGGUGCGAAAUGGUACAGAAAUAUUUUUUUUUGUAUACCAUUGUGGCACGCCAAUUUGCACGACUACACCGGUGUGGACAAGCGUUUAGUGUUAACUGUUAUUUUCGCUAUUUAUCGACAAGGCUUCACUGGGCCCUAGCACUUAGGCGUAAGACUUUAGUUGGCAAGUAGUGAGCGACACAAGUACUUAUCGUACACUAAAGGAACCAAUGUCUUAUAGGGUUAGGCUAAUCGAAUACAUAGAGGUCUAAUUAUAUUUAAGUAAGUAGAGCUACGGAUUAAGGCGUUUUGUUUGGCGGCUUACCGGACGCACCCCGCCUACCCGGAAAUAAAACUAACAAGCUACAGUCGACUACACUCAAGAGCAAUAAAAGCAGGUCGCUUUGUUUUCCGCAUUAAGUGGCCUGUUUUCGUCGUUUUUGAGUUUUGGUUGGAUUCUGGGCUAAAGUACUUUGAAUAUUUUUCAAGUGACAAUAAUGUGAAAUUCCUCUUGGUUUUCAUACAGCUCAGAAUACAGAUUGGUCGGCCGGAAAUUGAUUCAGGAAUAUCUGAAAACACUUAAACCGGUUUAAAAAAAAAGUCUUUAUCUUAUAAUAUCACAUGUUUCAGUAGGUAUUGUUAUUUAUUUACGAGAAUCUGGAGCCCAUUUCUCGAACGGUGUCUAAUAUUAGGUAUUAGUGUGUUGCCGUGGUAACCCAUACGACUUGACAGGGGCCUAUUUCUCGAACGGUAUUAGACUAAUAUUACCACGAACUGUCAAGUCGUAUGAGUUACCAUGGCAACGCACUAAUAAUAUUAGACUAGGUGUUAGUCUAAUAUUAUUAGUCCACGAACUGUUAAGUCGUAUGGGUUACCAUGGCAACACACUAAAAUAAUGUUAGUCUAAUACUGUUCGAGAAAUGGGCCCCUGGCAGUAAAGAUCGUGUUGAUCCGGGUGGACAGGACGCGGCGCGGCCGCCCGCCGUGCGGCGACUAGUGACGUAAUGCUAGGCACUAAUAAUAAUGUACAAUAAAACACCCUCUCUGCCUUAGUGAUGCUAUUCUUACCCCUAAUGCUACGACGAUAUCACGUUAGAACGAAAUUUAUAAUGUAUCUUGUAAAUACGAAUUCUUAUAGCUGAUGUAAAUUAUUGAGCACUAUGGAAAACUUUAAUUCCUAACAAUGGUCCAAACUUCACUCGCUUUUUUAUUUGUACUAUACGAUUAUACAAUUUCUAUAUAGAUAAAUGAAAUAAUGAAACUAGACUAGAUACAUCUUAUGCUUUAAUUUUUAUUUUAUAGUUGUAAAACAUGUAUUUGUCGGAAUGCUUAAUUUUCAUAAUCAAAGUUUUAUGAAAAAAAGGUUGAUACCAAAUGCAGUAUUUUUAUUUUAUACUCUACAUCUUUGUACCCAAAUAAAAGCAAUAAUCUAUAAA
Messenger RNA from Cydia pomonella (codling moth), 9720 nucleotides. RefSeq names its product discoidin domain-containing receptor tyrosine kinase B-like (gene Tkz). The record is from RefSeq and is a predicted model, not a curated record. Lineage: Eukaryota; Metazoa; Arthropoda; Insecta; Lepidoptera; Tortricidae. Gene Ontology annotation, cellular component: signaling receptor complex. Gene Ontology annotation, biological process: cell surface receptor protein tyrosine kinase signaling pathway; protein phosphorylation; multicellular organism development. The transcript is spliced from 15 exons. Bases 896 to 3505 code for a protein of 869 amino acids. Gene Ontology annotation, molecular function: collagen binding; protein tyrosine kinase collagen receptor activity; ATP binding.